Prorocentrum cordatum is the source of this 741-nucleotide messenger RNA. Lineage: Eukaryota; Dinophyceae; Prorocentrales; Prorocentraceae. The record is from the annotation of a GenBank genome assembly.
GUCACGUUUUGGAAGAAGUGGAAACCAGACGGAGAGGAGCACAAGUCAGCGCUGGGCAAGCUCAAGUUCGCCAAGGCGCAGGCCCUGUCCGCCAGGAGUUUGGAGCAGCAAGCUCAGUCGCUGUCAGAUCAGUUGCAGGCCGCGCGCCAGAAGCUCACGGCCCAGAAGAAAGAAGCGACAGAGCUGGUGCACACCAUCGUCGAGGCCAGCGAACACCACGGCAAGCUGGUCGAGGAGAUUGAGAUCAACACCAAAGAAGUGCAGUCCCUGGAGUCUCAGCUCAACCUGGCCAGCCAGGCAGCAGCGUACGAGGCAUCCAGGGAUGAGGACUUGCUCACCACUCUCCAAGUAUCGGAGCUGGCGCAGCUGUUCGGCAACAUGCAGCACAAGCACACCACGUAUGUGGAGACCCAGGCGAAGGGCGAUGGCAAGGGCAAAGGGUCUCAACCAGCACAGGAACCAGACGGCUUCCCCGCAGUUGGCGAACGAGCUGAUGGGCCAGAAGCGCCCCAGCCCAUUCCAGGCCACCAUGUACCGACGCCAAUGGACGACAAGGAGCUGGAGUACGCCCCGCUCGCCGACGCCGCCGAAGCGACCCCGAUGGACCAGUCGCAGGGCCGUGCGCGGGCUGCUGCGGCACUGGAGCAGGUCGCCAACGGCAUGGCCAAGAUCCAGGGUGGCGGCGGCCCCGAGGCCAAGAAGGCCAGGGCGGCUGCAGCGGCCGCAGUGGUCGCAAGUGAG